Messenger RNA from Schistocerca gregaria, 3112 nucleotides. RefSeq names its product peptidyl-prolyl cis-trans isomerase FKBP4-like. The transcript is spliced from 9 exons. NCBI's taxonomy places the organism in Eukaryota, Metazoa, Arthropoda, Insecta, Orthoptera, Acrididae. Gene Ontology annotation, molecular function: peptidyl-prolyl cis-trans isomerase activity; protein binding. The record is from RefSeq and is a predicted model, not a curated record. Bases 187 to 1695 code for a protein of 502 amino acids.
UAGCUGCUACCCAACUGCCGAACAUAACAAAAAUUAACGUUUCCUUCGCGAAAAUAAUCGGAGAGGCAGAUUUAACUGUUGUUAAUAAUAAUAAAUCUAUUUAAAGUCAUAAAUAAUUUAAUUGUGAAAGUCUAAAUGAUAAGAAAGCGUUGUAAUCAACAGUUAACGAUUUGUUUUGAACCGUGAAUGGUUGGCAUCGUUUGUCGCGAAAAUUCUGGAAACAGAAACAGUGUACCAGAGCUCAGUAUCGCAAGACGCAGAAAGUUCGAAGCACCAAUGACGGUUGAGGCAAUGGAAACAUCGGAGUGUAAACCGCAUCUGCCAGGGCCGAACGCGGUUGAUAUAUCACCAAAAAAAGACAAUGGAAUUCUGAAGGAAAUUAUUAAAGAAGGAACUGGUUCUGAAACACCAGCUCCUGGAAGUAAAGUUUUUGUGCACUAUAUUGGCACUUUAACCGAUGGAACUAAGUUCGAUUCAAGCAGGGACAGAGGAGAACCUUUUGACUUCCAGUUGGGGAAAGGAACUGUCAUACAAGCAUGGGACAUUGGUGUUGCAACUAUGAAGAAAGGAGAAGUAGCUGUUCUGACAUGCAAGUCUGAAUACGCCUAUGGAAAAUCAGGAAGCCCACCAAAGAUUCCACCAGAUGCAACACUUGUGUUUGAGAUUGAGGUUAUUGACUGGCAAGGAGAAGACAUAUCGCCAAAAAAGGAUGGCAGUAUAACACGAUACCAAAUUAUUCAAGGUGAAGGCUAUAGUAGUCCAAAUGAUGGGGCAACAGUUGAAGUUAAUUUGGUCGGUAAACACAGCGGGAAUAUUUUCGAAGAAAGAAGCGUUACUUUUCCACUUGGUGAAGGAAGUGAAUACGGAAUCUGUGAAGGUGUAGAAAAAGCCCUGGAAAAAUUUAAAAAAGGAGAAAAGUCAAGAAUCAUUAUAAAACCAAAAUAUGCAUUUAAAAAGGAAGGCAAGCCUGACUUGAACAUACCAGGAAAUGCUGAAAUUGAGUAUGAAGUGGAACUAAAAAAUUUUGAAAAGGCAAAAGAAGCAUGGUCUCUAGAUGCUGAUGAGAAAAUUGAACAAGCAAAAUUUUUCAAAGAGAAGGGAACGAAUUAUUUUAAAGCUGGCAAAUACGCAUUGGCUGUUAAAAUGUAUAAAAAAAUAGUUAACUUCUUAGAGCAUGAGACAGGCUUUGAAGAAGAGAAGGAACCAGAACGAAAAUCACUUCUACUGGCUGGACACUUAAAUCUUGCCAUGUGUUACCUCAAGCUUGAGGAACACUUUGAAGCACGUGAACAGUGUAACAAAGCUCUCGAGGUCCAACCAUCCAGUGAGAAGGGAUUAUUUCGCCGUGGGCAGGCAUACUUGGGACUGGGUGAACCAGAAUUGGCGAAAACAGAUUUUGAAGCAGUUCUAAAACUGGAACCAGAAAACAAAGCUGCAGCAAAUAAUAUUGUUAUUUGUAAUGUAAAGAUAAAGGAGCAGAGGAGUCGAGAGAAGAAGAUCUAUGCCAACAUGUUUGAGAAGUUUGCUCAGAGAGAUAAAGAGAAAGAGGAAGAGUGGCGGAGGAACCAGCCAGACGUGAUGAAGACAUUGGGAGAAUGGGGUCAGGAUGAACGAGAGCGAGAAAUGACAGACUUUGAACGUGAAAAUCCAAAUAUUUUAAUGUUAAAUAAAACUGGUGAAUUCAAGAAUAUGUAAAUGCAUAAUUUAAUAUUACACAAAAUUUCUGAUCUCAUCCCAAUUUCCACUCAUUUAAUGAACCUGGUAAUUAUUUGAUUGUGUAAUAAGUGUGUGUGUGUGUAUGUGUGUGUGUGUGUGUGUGUGUGUGUGUGUUGCUGAUUUAUAUUAAAUGUAUUGUAGACUUUGCCUGUUGCCAUUCAUCCAUUCAUUUAAUUGUUACAUAUAGUGUUCAUCUAGACAGAAGAGUAAUAAAGCAUUUAGCUUACGUAGUAAAAGUGCAUAUGCCUUUUGCUGUUGUUGGUAAUUUUGUUGAGAAUAACUGUUAUGAAAUCAGACAUUUCCGAUUAAGAAGAAAAUAGAUUUGUACAACAAUAUUUGUUGUUGAUUUGUUUUUCAAACCAGUCGUGUAUCUCCAGGGUUAUGGAGUGCCCUUAAAUUUAAUAAGCUGAAUAACCCAUGAGUACUUAGUAAAAUCUCCUGUUGCUAUUAAUUAGUUAACAUAAACCACGUGAUAGUAGUAACAGUAGUGGUGACCAUAAAUAAAAACAAUUUUGCAGAUCUCUUUCAGAAAAAUUAUCAGGUUUCCUCUUUGUUUUUCAGUUUGGGGACAGAGGCCAAAAGAUAUUGGGCUCUAGACUUCAUCCAUUAUCUAUGGACUGAAAUGUCAAGAGAACCCAACAACUUCUUUUUGAUUUGGAGUAGUUCUUUUUCUCACGGUGUUUCCUCAGAAUUGUUUAAGGCUUAACAUGCACAUAAAAACAUGGACCAAGUGAGGUUUAUUAUAGUAGCCUUUGGCGAUGAACUGUAUCUCCAUAAUGAAUUAAAUUAACAAUUGGCUAUAUGCUGCCUGACCCACCUAAUAUUGCCACAACCUAUGAACUUACCUACUGUUAAGUUUUACAAGCUGCAGGUUCCAGCAGGAUUCACAUCUAGUUACUUUUCCGUGUUUUCCAUUAUGUUAGUAUCGCCAUUGGAUAUGCGGAGGUAAUUUUGAUGUGCUAUGAUGUGACAUCUUAUACACGUUUCCAGAGAACAAAAUUUAAUGAAAUAAAAGUCCAUUGAAACUCCGCUUAUUUACUAAUGAUUCCUCCUGGAGUACUUUCACUUUUAUACAAACAUGCAUAGAUUAGAUUAGAUUAGAUUAAUACUUGUUCCAUAGAUCAUGAAUACGACACUUCGUAAUGAUGUGGAACGUGUCAUCAAUAAAUGAGGGAUUCCAUUCCUAUAAAAAUUCAUCAUGUAAUAGUGAAACUUGAAAACAUUUUGUCUAAUUUAAAGUUGUCAUUUACUUAUUUCACAUGUUGUGCUAUCAUUAGUGUAAGUAAUUAUUUGUGUGUUUAUAGAGAAUGUUACAGUCAAGUAAAAAACUAGGAGAGUUACUUACUGGCAACAGUGCAUAAAUAUUAUAGUAAAUAAAACAAAGCAUUUUGGUUGA